This is a messenger RNA of Bemisia tabaci, 7371 nucleotides long. RefSeq names its product phospholipid-transporting ATPase VD. The record is from RefSeq and is a predicted model, not a curated record. Gene Ontology annotation, biological process: phospholipid translocation. Gene Ontology annotation, molecular function: ATP binding; ATPase-coupled intramembrane lipid carrier activity; magnesium ion binding. Lineage: Eukaryota; Metazoa; Arthropoda; Insecta; Hemiptera; Aleyrodidae. Gene Ontology annotation, cellular component: plasma membrane.
UCCCUUGCGAGUACCCAAAUGAGGUACCCAGUACUCAGUACAGGUACACAGCAGUACUCUUGUUGUACUAUACGUACUCUGUAUAGAGAAGUGACGUGAUUAGUUUUGUGGUUAUAAUAGGCAUGUCCCGAGCCUUUUGUGGCUGAAUAUGGUGAAUUGCAAUGACAAGCAGAACCUACCUGACUGGAGAAGUUCUUGAAUGCCCUCGAACAACAGAGCAAGAAUGUUCUGUGUAUAUGUUUCCACCUCCCAUCUCAAAAUUAACACAUUGUCGUAGUGCAAGCCAUGGCGGCACAACUUUUGCAACUUCCUCCUUUGGACCUGUUGGUAAAUCUGCUCUCAAGCAGACUAAGGGGCAUCAAAGAGCGUUUUCUCAAGGGCAGAUUGUGGACAACAUCGGUAAAUCUGUGGGAUCCCGUGUAGGCUCCAAGACAGACUUUAUUCUACCUGCUGGUCACCGUAGCUAUGAUCUACUGGGCAGCGGAAAUUUGCUGCGGGAAGGGCAUUCUCGGCAAGCCUCCCGAUCUGAAUCUAUCUAUACGCUCCGUCAUCAUCCCCAGACUCCUGCAUGGAAGCAAUUCAUGUCCUCAUUUUUCCCUAGUUCACUCCAAAAUGAUCCUGACUCAGGGCAUAGGACCAUUGUUGCCAAUCAUUUGGUCCCACCCGACACUCCUAAGGAGCUUCAUCCUAAUGGCGCUUUUGCCGAUAACAAAGUUCGCACAACAAAGUAUACUUUUUUAUCAUUCCUCCCGAAAAAUUUAUUGGAGCAAUUUCACCGGGUAGCUAAUCUUUACUUUAUUUUUAUUGUCCUUCUGAACUGGUUCCCCUCGAUUAAUGCCUUUGGAAAAGAAAUAGCAAUGAUCCCUGUCAUGUUUGUACUUGGAGUAACUGCAGUGAAAGAUUUAUUCGAAGAUAGAAGAAGACAUGCCAGUGAUAAGCGCAUCAAUAAUUCUACCUGCCGCAUCUACUAUAGCAAAGAAGACCGCUAUAAGAAAGUUCUUUGGAAAGAAGUGAAAACAGGAGAUUUUAUUCACUUAUCUAACAAUGAAGUCAUUCCUGCUGAUGUUGUUUUAUUAAAAUCCAGUGAUCCUCAAGGACUAUGCUAUAUUGAUACUUGCAAUAUAGAUGGAGAAUCAAAUUUGAAGCAGAGAAAAGUCCCGCGGGGGAUGACUGACAAAGACAAAAAAUUUGUGCCAAGUUUAUUUCGUAGUGUGAUUGAAGUCGACCCUCCAACCACAAAAAUUUAUAGAUUCCAUGGAACAAUUGUGCAUCCGUCAGGAGAAAGAAUAGCCAUUGGGACUGACAAUCUUCUGUUAAGAGAAUGUGUUUUGAAAAACACAGAUUUUGUGGAGGGUAUUGUUGUUUAUGCUGGCCAUGAAACCAAGGCAAUGCUAAAUAACAAUGGUCCACGGUAUAAGCGAUCAAGUCUAGAACGUAAAAUGAACACUGACAUUAUGUGGUGUGUCGUUAUUUUAAUUUUGUUAUGUUUAAUUGGUGCUCUUGGCUGUAACUUCUGGCUCUCCUCAUUUGAGGUUCCUCUAGAGAUAGUUCCUUUUUUGCCAUAUUCAGACUCUCCAAAUCUUGAGAGCUAUCUUACUUUUUUGACGUUUAUAAUUAUUUUGCAAGUGAUGAUCCCUCUGUCACUGUACGUCACAAUCGAGAUGACGAAAUUACUUCAAGUGUAUCAUAUUCAUAGAAAUGAGAAACUUUACGAUCCCCUUGUGAAGAGACGUGUCGAGUGCAGAGCCCUAAAUAUUACAGAGGAACUGGGACAAGUGCAGUAUAUAUUCUCGGACAAAACUGGAACUCUUACCGAAAAUAAAAUGCUGUUUAGAAGGUGCACAAUUGCGGGUGUUGAUUACAAUCAUACUUCAACCAUUAAAUCAGCUUUAUCGCGAACUAGUGGCUCAAUACCUCUUCAAGUAAAUCAAAAAAUGGUGGAGGAUUUAAAUCAGGAUCAAUCGCUUCAGUUUGGUAGUAUGAACGAUGGGAAAGAAGGGACUCAGGUGCCGUCCAUUUACUCUCAUUCUCAGUGUGUACGAGAAUUUCUAUUGGUGCUGGCUCUUUGCAACACUGUAGUCGUAUGCAAACACCCCCAUCAUGACAUCAUGGAUGCUAGUGGUGCUGUAGAAACAAGUCAUUUUGUAAAAAGUGUAAAACCAAUCGAAAGCAGCCGAAUUCCACCUGUGAUAAGUGAAUCAGAUACGUCUCAAGAUUCAGACACUGCCAACAGAUAUCACAGAUUGGCCGAAUCUAGAUCAGUGACCCCUUCUCCUGUACCUUUACAGUCCUAUUACCAAAAUUUCAGCACUGACAUGGACAAAAAUCGAACUAGUUCUGAGCUUCUGCAAUCCUCCGUUCUAGAGGAAGAAGAAAUGGAUUGCUCUAUGCAGAGCUCCGAAACGAAAUCAUUGAAGAGCGAGCACAAAGUGUCCUCCCUGGAUAAUAGUAGUAAUAAACAAGUACCUUCUCUUAAGUGCCUUAAAUCUAUGUCUGAGAACAUGGAUGAUAACUAUAUAAGAAUCAAAAGCUCUAACGAGUUCAUAUCAGUACCUGAAAGAAAUCCUGGCAGCGAUUCUGAUCAUUUCUAUGCCAAUAUUUUUAAACCGAUAAGGCCAAAACUUCUUAACGUUCCCACAGCAAUUUUAACCAAUUUAAACAAAAAAUUCCUCAGCACACAUAGAAAUGGUAAAAACAAUCGAACUGAGUCUCCCUCUCCGAGCGAGUCAAAACCAAUCUACGAGGCAGAGAGUCCGGAUGAGUUAGCUCUUGUAGAAACCGCCUAUAUGUACAAUUGUAGGCUUGUGAAAAGAACGCCUACAACAGCGACCGUUUCCUUGCCAGGAGAUGGAUUUGCUGAGUAUGAAAUUUUAAACAUUUUGCCUUUUGAUUCAAAUAGAAAAUGCAUGUCAAUUAUAAUUCGCCAUCCUGUAACCCGGCAGAUUAUCCUGUAUUGUAAAGGUGCUGAUUCCACGUUGUUGCCUCGUCUAGCUCCUACAGACAAUUUGAGAUCGCAGCAAAUCAUCUUCAGGACUCAGCAGCAUUUGAAUAUGUAUGCAAGGCAAGGUCUCAGGGUACUAGUUAUGGCAAAAAGAGUGAUUUCUCCUAAAAAGUAUGCUGAUUGGUUGGCAAAAUAUGAAACUGCUGAGUUAAUAUUUGAAGGAAGAGAACGAAGAAUGAGAGAAUUGUAUAGUGAAAUGGAGAACCAUUUAUCGUUGAUCGGUGCAACAGGGAUUGAAGAUUUACUUCAGGAAGGUGUCCCAGAAACUAUAUCUGCUCUCAGAUCAGCCGGUAUUGUUGUGUGGGUUUUAACUGGUGAUAAACCAGAGACCGCCAUCAACAUCGCUUAUUCCACAAAGCUUUUUACUCCCCAAAUGAAAAUUUUAAAAUUAGCAGCCCGUUCGAAAGAAGCAGCUGAAUCAACAAUAGCAUUUUAUCUACGAGAAGUAGCUUCAUCAAGUCAAGGUCGCUCAGCAAACAUCGGAAGCAGUAUGCGAGAAACACAGUUAGCUCUGAUUAGUUCACUUUUUAAAACUUCUCAGCAACCACAACAACAGUCACAAAUCUCAAAUUCCGAAAAAUCCUCCAAGUCCAGAGCUUUGGUGGUUGAUGGCAAAACUUUGACUUACAUUCUUGAUCGGCGCUCCAAUUUGCAGAAACCAUUUUUGGAUCUAACAACUCACUGCACAUCAGUUUUAUGUUGUCGAGCUACUCCUUUGCAAAAAGCAUUUAUCGUGAGAAUUGUGAAAGAACAACUUCACAUGCGGACCCUUGCUAUUGGGGAUGGAGCAAAUGAUGUGUCGAUGAUUCAGACUGCUGAUAUCGGGAUUGGGAUUUCAGGCCAAGAAGGGAUGCAAGCAGUGAUGGCAUCUGACUUCUCCAUGUCCAGGUUCAAAUAUUUAGAGAGAUUCCUUUUAGUACAUGGGCAUUGGUGCUAUGAUAGGCUGGCACACAUGGUGCUAUACUUCUUUUAUAAAAAUGCCACAUUUGUCUUUUUAAUAUUUUGGUUUCAACUUUACUGUGGCUUUUCUGGGACUGUGAUGAUCGAUCAAAUGUACCUUAUGCUUUAUAAUCUAUUCUUUACAUCAUUGCCUCCUUUAAUUCUUGGAGUUUAUGACCAAGAUGUCUCAGAAGAUUUGUUGAUGUCCAAACCAAGCUUGUAUAGUAAAGGACGCCUUGGGCUAGUAUACCAGUCGCACUCUUUCUGGCUCACAGUCAUCGAUUCUGUUUAUCAAAGUCUGGUUAUUUUCUAUGUUGGAGUCUACGCUUACCAUGAUACUGAAAUUGGAUUGUGGGAGUUCGGUUUAACAAUUAUUACAUCAUGUAUGUUUGCCAUGCUAAUUCAAUGUUGUCUGGAGACCAGGUCAUGGACUAUUAUACAUGGCUUAUCCCUCACUGUUUCAUUAUCAUCUUUUUAUGCAUUUUGUCUGGUGUACAAUAUUGUUUGUCUUCAAUGCAUUGGGAUUCCAACAAAUAAUGUUUGGGUGCUGAGAAACACUAUCGCUACAGCUGAGUAUUGGCUCAUCGUCCUUCUAUCAUCAAUCCUCGCUCUUUUACCUCGCUUCUUGCUGCUGGGUUUACAGACCUGCCUCUUUCCAGAUGAUAUCACCAAUGCUGUUCUUGAAUCAAAAGCCAAUACGCAAAAGAAUACAACUUUCCUUGUUUCCUGGUCAAGAUCGACAUCAACAUCCUCUAUUUACAGAGCAGAUGCAAAGGAUGCUAAGUCGGAACCUCUAACAACAACCGUUAGCUAAGGUCUAAUGAAUGGCAUAUGGUGUGACGGAGAUAGAAUUUUUGAGGAAACCCUAAACAAACUUAUACUGUAAAUGAACAAAUUUUUCAGUCUUCCUAGAUGUCUAAUGUACCUUGCUACGCGUUGGAUGAAUUCGAAGGAAUGAUUCAUCAUUGGUUUAAGUUACUGAUUGUCCCUGAAAAACUCUCUUUAUCAUUCUCAAAUUGUAUAAAUAAGAUUUUGGAUUAUGUAAAAGGGAAACCUCAAGCCUUAAAGACAUACUUGUGAUGAGUUUCAGGAGAGGGCCCCAAGUAAAGUGGGUUAAGGGCCCUCCUUACGAAAAUAUCAAUAAUGCAAUUUAAGCUUAUAUUCAGCUAAACCUAUUGAAAUUGGUUUACGGCAAAUAAUAUGAUUUGCAUGUGUAUUCUUCAAGUAAAUUAAUUUUUGAAAUAUUUUCUUAGUGAUUGUAUGUCGCAAACUCAAAAAUUUUGAAAGCGUCUUAGGUUUAUGAAAAAGAAACUUAGAAUGUUUGAACAGAGAUGGUUUGAACAAAACAAUUCAGUAUUAGAAUGUGAUAUCAGAAUGAUAUAUCACCAGGCAGGAUGAAGAUUAAAGCACAACAGAUAUGCCUCUCCAUCACAAUUUAAUGCAGAACACAGUACCCAUGUUAAAAUCCAAAGUCCAUUAAUAAAUAAGAAGUUGGUGUUUGUAGUUUACGUAAGAAUUAGCAAAUGUAAACUUCUCCUGAACAAAGAAACAAAAAUCAACGUAAGUCCAUUCAGUCAUCAAAACAGACUUUUCAUCUGUCCAAUGAGAAUUCUGGAUUAUAAGAAAAUUACCACCGAUUUUGAUUCCUGUUUUGUAAAACUGACAAGAAAAAUUCAGCAAACUUCAAAAAUAAUCCCAUCUUAAAGGCUACAAGAUCCUGAGAUCAAUUAAGUGGCUAAUUUGAUAUUAAUAAACUUUGAUUUUUUUACUGGUACAAUCACAGGAAAUGAUGUUUCUGCAUCUAAGAGUUGAAAGUGGUAACUUUUGACUUGUUAUUGUGUUCUAAGUGAGAUUUUGAUGAGUUAGAUGAGCAGUUUGCAAGGAAGCUCAAUUUCAGUGAGACAGUCACCCAUUGCUGCGUGUCCCCCUCCUAUGGAAUCGGUGGUGUGUACCAAAGAUUCCUAAUUGUUUCCCCAAGAGCAAAAAGUGCUGAAUUUAUUUUGAUCCGAACAUGCCCAGCUUCAGUUUUUAACCGUAGUUUAACAUUUUGAAUUACCAGUUAGCAAGAGAAUCAGAUAUUUAUUAGUUAGCUGCAUUUGUCGUGCGUGUUCUCCGUUGAAUGUAAUUUCACACCAGUAAUAUCAUGACUAAUGAAAACGAAGGUAAUUUUUGAAUAUUUUUCAAAACGAGUUAAGAAAAUGUUGCAUUCUUGCUUCAGAGUUACUCAAUUUGAAGCUCAUGAUAGUGUGCCUAAUACAUACGUUUUCAUCAAUUUGAUGCAUCUCUCUUCGUUCAGAAACAUGAGAACCUCACUACAUCCAGGGCUGUUCAUAAAUUAUGUAACGCUGUAAGGGGUGGGUGAGUCUUAAAAAUUUUGUGACCAAGCUUUUAACAAGGUGAAAAGGUGUCAAACUUAGCGUUACCUACAAGUACAUACUGGAUUUCAAUGUUUUUCCUAUUAGUUUCUUUUUAAGAUUCACACUAUCAUUUAUUGUCCUUAAUAUUCAUUUUUUCACGCAUAUUUUUCACAUUUUUUUUCAACUGUUCUUCCUUUAAAAUACAUAUUUUUCCAAUUAUAUUUGAAUUUCACUUAUUAGCCUUACUAAUUCAUAGAGACUAUGCAAACCCACAUAAUUAGUUUGAGGAUGUCUGAACUAGUGUCAUGUUUGCGUUACAUGGGGUAGACUGGUGUUGAAAAAUCACGUUACAUACUCUAUGAACAGUCCCUCACUUGCACUACAUACAAGGGAAGUCUUGUUCAUUUUUCCCCCAUCAAUUCUUACGUUCUUUAUCCUGUUUGUAAUUGAAUUCACUCUAUUUGUGCUACAAGUGAAAUGAAUAGAGGAUCUGAACCAGCGCCAAAUUCCGUGGAGCCUCUUUCAUUUUAACUGGAGGAUUCAGGCCAGUGAAUGGCAGUGGAAGCUAACAGAGCUAAAAUCUGUCUUAUCUCCUUUGAAUGUUUGUAUACAUAUUUCAAUCACAAUUUGUUAUGAGUAUGUGUUACUCAUACGAGUAUGAGACUGUGUACAUCAACCUAUGGAUACACUUAUUUGGCUACUUACUCGUUUUUUUGUCCAGGGACCAUGUGAAAGGUUUAACAAUGUUGCAUUUUAAUUAUGUUAAGUUUUCUAUUGUUAAAAUUUAUGUGUAAAUGAUCCAUUUACGAAGCAAGCAAAUUCCAAGUUACAUUUAUCUCGAAACGUUUAAUUUUCUUUGCCUUCCAGACUGUAACUACCUAGAAGUUUAUUAACAUAUGCCGCUUUAAUUUAAGAUUGAAACCAUAGCCUCCUUGUCCGUAAGUUUAGAUCUAGAUUUUUAAUGUUUCUCAUUAUGUUUUAACUGUUACUUUUAUGUAUAAUUUUGUACAAAACUGAACUAGAACAUUAUUCUGUAAAAUAAAUGUGUGUAAAUAUAAGUUAUUCUGAAAUCAA